Messenger RNA from Aureobasidium musti, 1056 nucleotides. NCBI's taxonomy places the organism in Eukaryota, Fungi, Ascomycota, Dothideomycetes, Dothideales, Saccotheciaceae. The record is from the annotation of a GenBank genome assembly.
AUGGUCAAAGUUGUCGUUGCCGGAGCCUCUGGUGGCAUUGGCCAGCCUCUGUCUCUUCUCGUCAAGUCAAGCCCUCUGGUCAGCGAGCUCUCGCUCUACGAUGUUGUCAACACUCCCGGUGUUGCUGCCGAUCUCUCUCACAUCUCCACGCCCGCAAAGGUUCAGGGCUUCCUCCCCAAGGACGAUGGCAUGAAGAACGCCUUCACCGGUGCUCACAUGGUCAUCAUCCCCGCUGGUAUUCCCCGUAAGUCGUAUCCGCAAAACAACAGGGUACAGCAACGACUAACACUCCUGCAACAGGCANAGCCUGGCAUGACCCGUGACGACCUCUUCAAGAUCAACGCCGGCAUCGUUCGCGACCUUGUUAAGGGUGUGGCCGAAUACUGCCCUGACGCCUUUGUCCUUGUCAUCUCCAACCCCGUCAACAGCACUGUCCCCAUCGCCGCUGAGGUCCUCAAGGCCGCCGGCAAGUUCAACCCCAAANAGCUCUUCGGUGUCACCACCCUCGACGUCGUCCGCGCAGAGACCUUUGUUGCAGAGAUCACUGGAGAGAGCAACCCCAGCAAGACCACUAUCCCCGUCAUUGGUGGUCACUCCGGCGAGACCAUUGUUCCUCUGUGGAGCCAGGCCAAGCCUGCUGUCAACGUCCCUGAGGACAAGCUUGAUGCUCUGACCAACCGUAAGUNNGUCCAAUUCGGUGGUGACGAGGUCGUCAAGGCCAAGGACGGUGCCGGCUCCGCUACCCUCUCCAUGGCCUACGCCGGUUUCCGCUUCGCCGAGAACGUGCUCAAGGCCGUCAAGGGCGAGUCUUCCGUCUCCGAGCCCACUUUCGUCUACCUGCCCGGUGUUGACGGCGGUGACGCUAUCCAGAAGGAGACCGGUUGUGACUUCUUCUCCGUCCCCGUUGAGCUCGGCCCCGAGGGUGCCAAGAAGGCCAUCAACGUCGUUUCCUCCGCCAACGACUACGAGAAGAAGCUCUUGACCAAGUGCUACGAGGGCCUGGGUGGUAACAUCAGCAAGGGUGUCGAGUUCAUCCAGAACCCUCCUGCCAAGUGA